Ornithorhynchus anatinus (platypus) is the source of this 3423-nucleotide messenger RNA. RefSeq names its product pleckstrin homology and FYVE domain containing 2 (gene PLEKHF2). The coding region runs from base 127 to 876 and encodes 249 amino acids. Gene Ontology annotation, molecular function: metal ion binding; phosphatidylinositol binding. The transcript is spliced from 2 exons. Lineage: Eukaryota; Metazoa; Chordata; Mammalia; Monotremata; Ornithorhynchidae. The record is from RefSeq and is a predicted model, not a curated record.
GGCCGAGUGGGCGGCGGGAGCGGCCGGGGGGUGCCGCGCUCCUCCGUCCGUCCGCCCCGCAGCGCAUCGCCCCGCAGCUCUCGUCCUGAGGAGAGAUUUCCCCGGUGGGGCCCCUCGAAGAAGAAGAUGGUGGAUCGCUUGGCAAACAGCGAAGCAAACACGAGGCGGAUCAGUAUAGUGGAAAGCUGCUUCGGAGCAGCCGGUCAGCCCUUGACUAUUCCCGGACGAGUUCUCAUCGGCGAGGGAGUGUUGACUAAACUGUGCAGGAAGAAGCCCAAAGCGAGGCAGUUUUUCCUUUUCAACGACAUCCUCGUCUACGGCAAUAUCGUCAUCCAGAAGAAGAAAUACAACAAGCAGCACAUAAUCCCUUUGGAAAACGUCACCAUCGAUUCCAUCCAAGACGAGGGAGAGCUUCGCAACGGGUGGCUCAUCAAGACGCCGACCAAGUCGUUCGCGGUGUACGCCGCGACGGCCACCGAGAAGUCGGAGUGGAUGAAUCACAUCAACAAGUGCGUGUCCGACCUGCUCUCCAAGAGCGGGAAGACCCCCAGUAACGAACACGCCGCCGUGUGGAUCCCGGACUCGGAGGCCACCGUCUGCAUGCGCUGCCAGAAAGCCAAGUUUACCCCCGUGAACCGCCGCCAUCACUGCCGCAAGUGCGGCUUCGUCGUGUGCGGCCCUUGCUCGGAAAAGCGGUUCCUGCUUCCCAGCCAGUCUUCCAAGCCCGUGCGGAUCUGCGACUUCUGCCACGAGCUGCUCUCGAGUGGGGAGAUGACCGCGUGCCAGCCUACCCGAUCGGAUCCUUACAGCCAGUCGCCCAAGUCCCCGCUAAAUAACACGUCGGACGACGACGACGACGACAGCAGCAGCGACUGAGGACGGUGGGGAGCGUCCACGGACGUUUCGGAGCCAUCGGCUUUCAGGGGGAGCAUAGGGUCGCCCUCCCGAAAGUGUGAACCUAGCCAUAAAUUGGCUGGAGAAACUUCAGUCCCGUGCCUCGGGAUAGCCUGUAAACCGUAGGGCUUUUUUGGUUUGGGUUUUGUUUUUUUCCCACUCUCCUGCAGGGAUAGACUUGUUGCAAAUGCAUCGGAUCAUUUUCUGACUUCUCAUACUUGAGUAUUUGUAGACUGUACUUUUUACGGAAGUUUGGAAAAAAAAGAAAUCAAAAUAGCUUUUAUUUAACGGAUUGUGACACAGAUAUAUUUUAUCACUAUAUUUUGAUAUGGAAGCCACUUAAAAUGUCAUGUAUAAAUUUUGAAAAACCAAAUGUACUCUGGUGAGUCACAAGAACUUAAAUUUUUUCUAACCAUUUUGUAUAGUGAGGGAGAUUUCAGAAGCAGUAAUACAUACUUAGAUGUCACUAAUUUUGGAAGUAUUUUCUUUUUGCUUUUAUUUAUUUCAUACCGUAGAUAGUGCCUUGUAAUUGAUAGCUCUGUUUACAAGAAGACAAAUCCGUCCUCACCUCCUAAAUUUGUUAGGAACAUCAGAAAAAAAAAGGUGCUAUUCAAAAGUUAGGGCAGAAUCGAGGCUUUAACAAGGGGCAUGAUAAGGAAAUACUUCUGACUACAAAUAGCUAAAUUUAGAAACAUUUUCAUUCACGUGGAUGUAAGCUUUUUUUCCUGUAAAAUAGUUUGAAGAGUGAUUAUAUUUUUACAUUUUUUAUAGACAUCAAAUUAUAAUUGGCAGGUGUAUUUCUUAAAAUAUGAUUUUGGAAAGUUUUUAUGUCGACAUUUUUGUCACAUUGUUUUGAACCUUCAUUCUGCACUAAUGUCUUUAUUUUGGGGGCGGGGGUGGGCGUGGAUUUGUUUUUUGAGGUAAUUUGAAAUCAAGCUCAGUUUCUAUAGUGAAAAUUACCCGUUUGGCACCCUUGAAAAAAGCUCUCCUUUUUAAAACAAUCCCAUGACAAAAAGUCAGAAUGGAAAGUGCUCUGUUGAAAAUAUCAGGGUUUGAAGUUGGAAUCGAAUCAUUUGCAAACUGUUUAGUGCACAAUCGCAUAGAGUUGCCUCAACGUGGAACAGAUUUCUUGCCUGCGGAGAGAUUGUCCUCCAGUUGCAGCUUUCUAAGUAAACUUGGAAUCUGCGAUCUAGUAAUUUAAAUUUUGGAAUAUUUAAUCCUAAUCCAAUGGUGAUUCUAGAUUUGUAAAUCGAUUGUAGGUGAAUCUGUUUGCUGUGUUACUUGAAAAAAAAACAAAGUGGAAGUAGAAUGUCAAUUGACUUUUUUUCCAUGGUAAUCUUUGUUUAAUCUAUGAAGAGGGUUUUUUCAUUGAUAAUUUCUGCACUCCUUUGCCUUUUGGGAUGAGAGUUAUGUUAAAGGCAUAAUAAAUAAAAUGUUUUGCCACACUGCACUAUUUUCCCCAUCUGUGGGUUGCAGAUAACUAAGUGUGCUUUUAGUGCAUUAAAAAAAAUCUGAAAAGGAUGAGGUUUUUUUUUUCCCCACUUCUGGUAUUUUCCAACUUCAGAAAUCUUUAUAUAAUGAGAAUUUGAUGGGAUGCUAAUUCAGUAAUCCCCACCUCUGAAUUAUUACAAUAAUUAAGCAUUUGGUCAGGAUACUAUUUCUUCAAAUCUUAUUGAACCUUUAAGGCACUUGAGAAUUUAUAUAUCCACUCAUUGGAAACAAAAAAUGUACAACAAAGAAUAAGAGGGUUGGGUGUGGGUUUUUUCUUUUGUUUAAUGGAAGAUGAACUUGUCACCAGAUGAGCAUUAUGUGGUGGUAUACAUUUUGGGAAGGCCACUAAAACCUGAGAAUGAUCAUAGAUUCUAUCCUUGAACACAAGAAAAAUUCUGGAUGAUUGCAACCGCUUUGAGAAGGUAUUUUCUGUAGCCCAAUGAUUGUAUGUUUAUAUAAAAAAAACCCUUAUUUUAUUUACCUUGUUUUCUGUAGAAAACACAUGACCCUGAGGCUUUCCCUGGAAAAUAACACAAAUAUGUAAUAUACCUCUUGUCACUUCGUUUUGACCCUUUUUCCUCUAAUUUCUCCUGAUCUAAAAGGAUGCGGCGGUUUUACGUAUUCUUUUCAGGAUGCUUUUUCUGCACUUUUUUUUUUUACCGCCUGAGAAUUUUAAACUUCUUUAUUAGACCUUUAAAGCAUUUUCUCAUGUUUACUUGACCAUCCUGUUCCCUGUGAAUGAAGUUUGCACUUUGCUGCACUGAUUUGUGAAGCUGAAACCAAAUUGCUAUCUAUAGGAGGAAAAAAAGCAUUUCAGUCGAUAGUGGUGUAAAAAUUCAAAGCCAUCGGGCACCUACAAGAGUUGUAACAAGUUGAUGUAAGUUUCUUGUUAUUAUUUUCAGUCUUUGAAAAUUUUUGUAAUAUCGGAAUGAACUUUAUAUUGCAUACACUCAGAUUUUAAAGGGCUCAGUACUCUUUGUAAUCGGUUUUCUAUCAAGCGUACUAAUUCUGCUCUCAAAUAUAUGGUCUAGCUUUAAA